AUGGCGGACUCUCAAGAGGAAAAGCUUUAUACGGCAGAAUAUGCCAAAAGCGGCCGCGCUUCGUGCAAAAAAUGUAAAGAAAACAUCGCUAAAGACUCGCUGAGGAUGGCCAUCAUGGUGCAGGUAACACAGCGACGUCUUCCUAGACCUCAAUAGCAAGCUCUGUAAUAUAGCGGAAUUUCUGCGAGGUGUGGGACUUUAUUCGGCUUAUAUAGAGCAUCUUUUCAAGUUAUAUGACAAUAAGAAUAUACUUUAAUAAUUCGCAUUCAGUUGUGUUGCAUUAGGCCCCCGUUAGCAUUUAAAUGGCUGACGUCUGUGUCACAAAGAGCCGCUUUCUCUCAGUAAUGCAUCCCAUUAUCACAAUGUGGGUCUUAUUGACUCUCAAUUUCACAUCUUAACUCAUGAAAUUAUUUUAAAAAAUCGUUGUAAGCAUGUAUAAAUAAAAGAAUGAAUAAUGAAAGCAUGGCCACCAUCACAGUGUGGUGUCUGGUCUGAGCCCCACAGAGAGUUGAUCGACUAUUAGGCUGCUGAAUAUUUUUUUUCACCCACUCAUGGCAUUUGAAGCUGCUCCAGAUGUCUGAUCACUGCUCACUCAGAAGGCCCGUGGAUCUGAACAAGCCUGUAGCGUGGGCAUAAGCUGAAUACUUGAGUGCUUAUUUUGACUGUUAAAUGUGUGGGCGUGUCUUAUAAAGCAUUGUCGUGUCAUUCAAAGAGAAACUAAAGUUUAGCAUUAAACUAACACACUAACAGCGUUGUGUUAUGGCCUGAUGAGAAACCCAUACGUACUCCUAAAAUAGCUUUUGACUGGUCCAUGUGAAAUACUGAAAAAUAAUUUUUUAAAAUCUGUUUAUUGUCUCGCUUACCACAACCAUAGUACAAAAUAUUGAAUUAGGAUCUUUGUAUUUUUAUACUUGUGGUAUUCACUUCACUUCACUUCAACUUUAUUAUGUCCCAAAAAUGGGCAAAUGGGGUUGCAGCCGGCACAGACAUUUAAAACACUGCCAUACAUCAUAAAAAUAAAUAAAUAAAAUAAAAUACAUUGACAUAAAAAACAGUUCAGGAGGUAAAAAGUAUUAAAGAUGAUUUAGACGGUAAAAAGAAAAGCAUAUGUCAGUCGUAAUAAUAAUAAUAAUAGUAACUUUAUUUAUAAAGCACUUUUAAAAACAGAAGUUUACAAAGUGCUUUGACAACAGUUGCAGCACAUGAAAAUAAAAAACAAAUGAAAACAAAAGGUCAGUUAAAGACAAGGCCUCCGAAUUGAAGGCCAGUUUCAUUUUUCAUAAGAAACCCAGACAAUACAGGAACCCUACAACAUAAAAUGAGACCAUGAGGACCAAAAUAAAAACAUAAAAUAGGUAGGAAGAAGAAAUGAAAUAGAAAAGAGGGGCAGAGAGCAGGAAACAGGAUAGUAAGUAUAAAAGAGGAUAUUAAUAAUGAUAAUACAAUCAUAAUAAAAUAAUAAUGAUGGUAAUAUUAAUGAUAAAAUGGAAUAACAAAAAUGAGCAGGAAGAAACAUUAAAAUCAAUAAAGGACCUAAAAGGUAAAAUAAGAAAAGAUUAUUAGUAAAACAAAGGCUAAAAGGAUAGAAAGUCGAAAUAAGAAAAUGAGAUAAAAGAGAGAAAAAAAAGAGUCAUACCUGUACUUUUGCAUGAAGAUAAAAAUGAGAUAAAAGAUUAAAAAAAAGAUCAGAUAAAAAUGCAGAAACAAAGUGCAAUGUGCGGUUUGCUUACUUACAUAGGACCCAUAGAUGACGUUUGAUCCAUAAUAAUAAUAAUAGUAAUAUACACCAUAUUCUAUCAGAAACAGUUAUCUUCUCCUGGAGGAAUCAUUUAGGGCUCUGAUGGAGCCUGGGAUGAAGGAAUUGUUAUACCUGUUUUUUGUGGUUGUAGGAACUCGCAGUCAAUGGCCAGAGGGUAACAGAUUGUAUUCUGAGCUGAGAGGAUGGUCACUAUGAGAUCGAAUGGACACAGCUUUUUUAAGAACCUGCUUGUUAAAAAUAUGAUUCAGGCUAGUGAACUGCACGCCUGCAAUCUUACUUGCCACCUUGACGAUCCUGUCCAGGGCAUUUUUCUCUCUGGUCCCCAGGUUGCCGUUGCCAUACCAACAAAUAAUACAAAAGGAUAUGAGCAAUUAAAUAAAAGCAGAUUAAAACAAUGACAUCAGGGACUUAUCGAUUUGAAAUUUGGCAAGCUUUCUUAAACAAAAAAGUCGUUGCUGGCCGUUCUUGCACAGCACUUCGGUAUUACAUUUGAAUUUUAGCCUAUUGUUGAUCACAGUGCCAAGAUAUUUAUAGUUGGAUAUGAUUUCCACAGCCUCACCCUUAAGGCCUCACCUUAAAGGAUUGUUACCCACCAGCAGCCUCUGUAAACAUGCCAUACAAGUUGAACACCAUUUCUUUUAUCCUUUUGCCAUCAGUCCCCCAUGUUUGAUGGGAAGGUUCCCCACUGGCACCACUUCUCCUGCUUCUGGCAACGAGCAUCAGCCCAGUCCACUGGAGACAUAGCUGGGUUUUCUGACCUCCGCUGGGCGGACCAAGAGAAGGUCAAAAAGGCUAUCGAAAGUGGUGGAGCAACAGGAGGUAAGGACUAGACCUCUAGCUUUUCUCCCUCCCUGGUUAAAACAUCAUAUUUUUUACACACAGCAUGGAAUAAGGUUCAGUCUGACAUCUUAAAAAAUCUAAUUGGGGAAAUAACAUAAGAGGGAAACAAAACGAUCAAAAAUCAAGAAAAGCAUAACUAAACACUGUAAAAAUUUGGACACAUUUUUGAUACACGCGGUGACUGCCCAUGUUUUUCUUUAUUUAUUUAUUUAUUUAUUUUAGACUUUAUUUUGCAGUUUUUCACUAACAGACAUUCAACUUCCAAACAUAGACCACCUCCUCCAAAAAUGAAAAACUAAAAUAAACAGAAAAAUACAAAAACAAAAAUAGUCAGACAGUGACCUCUUCUCAUAUGUUCAGAAAAUUAAUCUUUUUAGGAUGUUAUAAAAUGGUUUUAACUAUCCAAUACAACUUUAGAUGCAUCAUUGAGAGGGAAAACCUUCUACAAAUUCUAUAAAGGGACUCUAGGUAAGGGUGAAGUGUCUGUGGGUUUUACAUAUUUUAAAUCUCAAUUUCUCUAAAGGUAGAAAAGAUAGAACAUCCCUUAACCAUUGUAGCAAUGAAGGGGCUGAGCUUGCUUUCCAGCUAAAAAGUAUGAGUCGGCUCGCACCUCCAGACUUUGCAGCCUGGAGACGUUACGCUGAAAAUGGCUGCGUGAUAGUCAGGUGUUUUAGUCUGACCACAAAUUUUGGUGAAUAUGUCGAAUAGCUGUCUCCAGUAGUCAUUGAGGGAUGUGCAUGAUCAAAACAUAUGUCCUGUUGUGGCAGGCACAAAGCUGCACCUCAGACAACCAGGAUCUGCGGUGGGAAAAAGUUUGAACAAUUUAUCCCUUGAAUAGUGCAGGCGAUUCAGCACUUUUAAUUGAAUUAAACUAUGCCCUUGGUUUUAUAAAAGUAUCUACACAUUUCUUAUGUUUUUUUGUAGAAUUUAUUCAAGUUCUUGAUUUUUACUUUCAGGAAAAGGGGAACAAAAGGGCGGUGCUAAGGGAGAGAAGACAUUGAAUGACUUUGCAGUUGAAUACGCAAAGUCGAAUCGCAGCACAUGUAAAGGCUGUGAGCAGAAAAUUGAAAAGGUAAGCAGCCUCCUGAGACUGUUAUUGUAACACAGCAACAAUAAUAAGUUUAGUUAAUACUAUCCGUUUGUUUAUGGUGCCUGAAUUGUCAUCCAGGUUUGAUCAGAUGUGUUUUUACGAGUGUCUUUGGAUAACACUUGUGAAAUGGAGCUAUAUGAAUAAAGAUCGAUGCUUGUUACUGAGACUGUCAUCCACCGGGGUCAUUUUUAGGAUCAGAUCCGUGUUUCCAAGAAAACUGUCGACCCUGAGAAGCCUCAGCUGGGUCUGAUCGACCGCUGGUACCACACGGCAUGUUUCGUCAGCCGCAGAGAGCAGCUCGUCUUCAAACCCGAGUACAGCGCCGCCCAGCUGAAGGGCUUCAAUGCACUGCGGGCAGAAGACAAAGAGGAGCUGAAGAAGAGACUCCCUGCAGUCAAAACUGAAGGGUGAGUGGAAGAAGAGAGGUUGAUGUUUUUCGUUUGUAUGAGUUGUGUGAUGAAAAUUUUAGGUACUCCAUAGCCAAAGGGUUUAAACAUACUGUGAAGAGAACUAAUGAAGAGACUACAUCUGAUCAGAAUUAGAGGGUGAGAUGAAGAUGGACAGUUUAAAUUGUUUUUGUGUGGCAAGGAUCACCAGCACAGCGUUGCACUGUGUCAUCAGGACCUGGUAGUGGAGGAGCAUGAAGAUUGCAAUAUAUCGCUCCACUGCCACUGCUAACAAGCUGAAGUUGGUGACAAUUGAUAACUUGCGGUUGAAGACCACCAGAUACCAGACUAGGUGGAGAGGAAGACAUUGACAAGCCAGCGGAUGUUUUUCUCAUUCUUUAGUGUGUAGAAUAAAAAGCUGCUGCUGCUGCUGCUGGAUGGGUCAUUAACAGAAACAUGCACUGGUGUGGGUCUCAUAGGAAGGAAAAUAAUUAUUUCUUAUCAGGACAGAAUGAGUGAUAUCAAAGUCCACACCUGGGACCAUGGAGACAUGUCCGUGCAUGCAGUGUUUGUUGUGUCCACAAACUGAUGGGACUCUAAUAAAACAGCCUAAUGAGCGCAGGUGUCAUUUCCGAGGAAUUCCCUCUCGGCCUCAUUUGAAAAGCUCAUUGAAAGGUUUCCUCUUCUCGUGUCUAAUUAACACUGAAUUAUUAAGAAAAACAAAAGUUUGAAAACCAAAUGUGGAUUUCAAACUUCGUUCUACUUUUUUCAGAAAGCGUAAAGCUGAUGAGGUGGAUGGAGUGUCAAAGAAACAGAAGAAGGAGGAAGAAGAUGAAAAGAAGAAGCUGGAGGAGCAGUUAAAGGUAUCGUUUCCCUUUAUUUAAGAGUUGAUCUCACCUUGUUUUUGAUAAUACAUGUUUUCAACAAGUUGAAUUGUCUUUUGUGUUUCUGUAGAACCAAAGCCAGCUGAUCUGGGGAAUUAAAGACAAACUGAAGAAGUUUUGUUCGAUCAACGAUAUGAAGGAGCUGCUGAUCGCAAACAGCCAGGAGGUCCCCUCUGGAGAGUCUAAUGUAAAUAUUUACUUUGAUUUAUUCCCAAAGAACAGCCAUGAAAACAGUCCUCCCAGUCUUUUUAUGACUUUUGCUGUAAACAUAGAUGUUGACCUCUCUUGUUUAAAUGAUAUCAUCUUGGUUAAUUGGGUAAGAGAUUUACAACCUGAAUUACCAAGAAGUCUGGACCCAGACCCGGUGUAAACUGUUAAUUAAAACUAAAUGAUUCUUUGCAAAUCAUUUAAGCUCCAUAUUUACAAGCAAUAAAAAAGCCCAGAGCGGUUUCUAGAUCAUGUUUAUAUAUGGCAACCUCUUUGCUUGGUGCAGCUUAAACAGACAUUUAUAAUUGCACUGGCAAAAUGUGUUCAGAUAUAAUGGUUUCUGGAAGUCAUUUAAAGCCUAUACAGUGAUUUCCACUUAAAAGACAAGCAUGUUUUUUAAUAUAGUGCUGCCUGAGGAAUGUCCCGUAUUGUUGUUUUUCCAGCUUGUGCUUUUGUACACAGGUUUCUUCUGAUUCUUUGAAUCUCUUCAUAUUAUCUGUCACUGUAGAUCGUGGAAUUUUGGCAACUCUUUACUUGACGCCUAUCUCUAUAACGCAUUAUAACUAUAUGUAGAAUGCGUUAUAAUCAUGUUAUAGCACUGUAUAACUAUAGUUAUAAACACUCAUAAAUGAUCAGUGCUUUAUAGCAAUAAUCAUAACACUUUAAAAGCGUUUUAUCAUGACUUACAAGUUCAGCUAUUAUAAUGUGUUGUGAUUAUUGUUAUAAAGCCUUGUGAUAAUUAAUGAAUGUUUAUAAUGAUAGUUAUGCAGGUUUAAAAGCAUAUUGUAACACAUCAUAAAUAUAUGUAUGAUGCAUUAUCUAUGUGGGCAUUGUCAGUGAUUUUUUAACAGUUAUAACACAUUAUAAUACCUGACCUUGUAAAUUAUGAUGAAAUGCUUUAUAAUGUGUUAUGAUUGUUUCUAUAAAGCAUUAUGAUCAUUUAUGAGUGUUUAUAACUAUUUGUUUAUAACUAGCCUUACAGAUAAUGAAAUGUAGACCAUGUGGCAGCAGUAGCUCAGGGGGUAGAGUGGUCGUCCAAUAACUGGAAGGUUGGCGGUUCGAUUCCCCCCUAUCCCUAGUCGGUCCGUUGUGUCCUUGGGCAAGACACUUAACCCACCUUGCUCCCAGUGUGUGUCCUCCACUGGUGUAUGAUUGUGAGUGUUGUGUGGUGGUGGUCGGAGAGGCCGUAGGCGCAAAAUGGCAGCCACGUUUCCGUCAGUCUGCCCCAGGGCAGCUGUGACUACUAAGGUAGUUUACCAUCACCAAUGUGUGACUGUGUGAGCGAAUGAAUGAUGUAUCCAAUGUAAAGCACUUUGAGGGGCUCUGAUAAAGCGCGAUAUGAAAAUCUGAUGUUGUUACCAGCGAAGUAAGAUCAAAGCAAUAAAAUGACUAUGACUAUUUACAUUGAUGGUUUAUUUCUAUCAGUGUGAAUAACCCAUCUUGCAAAGAUCUGCAAAGUUGUCAAAAAUUGAACUAGUACAUGUAAAGGUAGAUCAAAUACAAAAACUUUUGGCGAUGCUGUUGUUGCACCAUGAUGCAGUAAAUGUGUCGGUAUACCCAUAGGUGGUGGACUGCCUGGCCGAUGGAAUGGCUUUUGGCGCCCUGGAGGCCUGCAAGGAGUGCAUGGGUCAGCUGGUGUUCAAGGGUGACGCUUAUUACUGCACAGGGGACAUCUCAGCAUGGACAAAGUGUGUUUUCAAAACCGCAACACCUGUACGCAGAGACUGGGUCAUUCCCAAGGUAGGUCACCUCAUUUCUGGACCCCCUGUGGUUCUUUAUAUCUGGUAUAGCAGUACAUCCUGUAUCCUGUGGGCAGGAUUCAGAACAGAUUCAUGAACAGAUUUUCUUCUAGUUAGUGACUGAGAUGAGGUAUAAAAUUCAGAUAUCUGCUGGUGUUGUUUACUUACUUAACUGUAUCUAAACUAUAAAUAUAAUGUCCUCUUUUUUGUUUUUAUUGCACCACCAUGGUUUCAGGAAUUCCAUGAACUCCCUUUCUUGAAAAAGUUCAAGUUUAAGCGUCAGGACAGAUUUUACCCGAAAGAAGCUCCCUCCCAAACUCUUACAGCAGCCAAAGCUGAACCUCUGGCUAGUGCAUCCCGACCACCGUUGGAGAGACUGCCAGAAGGCGCACCUGCAGGUGAGUGAAAGAGGCCGAAGGAAAACAUCAAAACUCAAGAGUUACUUGAAUAUUUAACCAUCUAAAAAGACAGUUUCAACAAACAGAAGACAACAUAAAACUGCUGCAGCAAGUGGGAUUUUAGUACCAAAAACAAAACAUUCCAAAAGCAUAGUGUGAUUUUUAUGUUUUUUUUGUAUUUAUUUGCAACUUUGUCUCAUAGACAAACCUCUCACUGGGAUGAAGUUUUUGGCUGUGGGUAAGCUGGUCAAGAACAAAGAUGAGUUAAAGGCAGCCGUAGAGGAGCUGGGAGGAAAGAUCACAGGCACGGCCAGUAAGGCCUCCCUCUGCCUCAGCACCAAGAGUGAGUGACCUAUCAAAUCUUUGUGUCAUUGGGUUGAUUAAUUAGCCAUAAACUCAUCAAUGGUUUCUUUAUUUUGCAUGUUCCAUUAUUACAGAGGAGGUGGAGAAGAUGUGCAAGAAAAUGGAAGAAGCGAGGGAUGCCGGAGUGCGGGUGGUCUCUGAGGAUUUCCUCACAGACAUCAAGUCGUCCGGUAAAGCCCUCCAGGAGCUGGUCUCCCUGCAUGCCAUCUCACCCUGGGGUGCAGAGGUCAAAGUGGAGGCCCCGGCUCCGUCUGCGGCCUCCAAGUCUGGAGCAAUGGCGACUAAAAGCACAGGAAAGGUGAAGGAGGAGGAAGGUAAAGGGUGGUUUUCUGCUUUUACUAAAAAAUUGAGAACAGGGUCUUGUGUUAAAGCAUGGACUCCUGUGCUUUAUGUGUGUGUGUGUGCAGUAGUUAUAAACUUUCACAUUUGUGCUAAAACAGGCGGCAGCAAAAGCAAGAAGAUGAAACUGACGGUCAAAGGGGGAGCUGCUGUGGAUCCUGAUUCAGGUAGUUGUUAGACCCCUUGUAUAAAAAACAUCUCUUCCUCCUUCCUGGCCUUAGAUUUUUCUCUUUCAAUGUUGGCUUGUGUCUUUUUCCUUAGGUCUGGAGAAUAGUGCUCAUGUCCUGGAGCAGAGUGGAAAGAUGUAUAGCGCCACACUGGGUCUUGUGGACAUCGUCAGAGGAACGAACUCCUACUACAAGCUGCAGCUGCUGGAGGAUGACGUACAGAAACGGUAGGUAUCAAUGCACCAGCAGUAUCUCAUCUCCUUUCUUUGUAGUGAAAAUGGUCUGUGAGAAUGUUCUUUUUUUAAUCAUGUUAUUUCUGUGCAGGUACUGGGUGUUCAGGUCAUGGGGUAGAGUGGGCACCACCAUUGGAGGCAACAAGCUGGACAAGUUUCACGACAAGAACUCAGCUCUGGACAACUUUCUGAGUGUUUACAAAGAGAAGACGGGCAACGAGUGGGGUACAACCAACUUCACCAAAUAUCCCAAUAAGUUCUACCCUCUGGAGAUCGACUAUGGACAGGUAAGCACACACAAAUACGAGCACAAAAGGGGAAAGUUUAUCGUAUUUUUUUCUGCAUCAAAGUUUUACUUUUUAUCCAACAUUUCUUAACAGGAUGAGGAAGCAGUGAAGAGACUGACAGCCACUGCUGGCACCAAGUCGAAGUUAGCCAAACCUGUCCAGGAGCUGAUCAAGACCAUCUUUGAUGUCGAGAGCAUGAAGAAAGCCAUGGUGGAGUUUGAGGUAAGGCGCAGCUGUGUGCACAGUGGCUGCUGUUCUUCAUGAAUUUUUAGGCUUGAGUGUGUAGUGUACAGUGUAUACACCACACACGUCCGCUCCUUGAUGCAGUUGAAAGUAAAACCGUGGGUUUUGUGUAGUUACCCCUGGAUUUAAAUGACCAAUAGUAAAGUUGCAUUGCUCUGAGUGUGAAAUCUGUGUGUAUGCUUGCCCUUUUUUUUGCAUAGGAGGGUAAAGCAGAAUUAUGACAUCUAUCCUUGAGUUGCCAACAAUGAGAAAUUAUAUUUUUAAUUGGAGAAUUAGCUUCUUUAAAGUCUUAACCUUUUUUCAUUCAACAUGCAAAAACAGUAUCUCCCCAAAAACCCUUUCUUUUUUUGCCAGGGAAUCAGUGCAGCGUGGAAGAAAAUUCAAACCCUUCUUGCACUUUUUCAGUUUAGACGUUUCCUAUGACAGAGUGUAAGGGCCGCUUUAUUAGCAUAAGACUUAAGGCGCAUUCAUUCCAGGACUGUUUGGUUCGUUCCAAAAGGACCAUGGUCCCCUUACUCCUUUGGUCUGGGGGGUAUGAACGCGCAAGCAAACCCUGGUCUUCAUCAAACAAACGGACUAUGGUCCUCUUGAAAAUGCAGGACUCUGUCCCCUUCCAAACGAACCAUGGUCCAGUCUGCGGCUGGUGUGAACGCAGCGCUGAUGCAGCCGGACUUUUUAGAUGUCAAUAUGAUCCAAUAACACAUUUACACUGUAAUAAAGCCGGGAAGUUAUGUCCGGCCGGGGGCUGCAGCAGACGGAGAACAGCCGGUCAAAACACCGGACAGUCUGUUAAACUGGAUGACUGGCAGAGGGUUUGUGUACUAAUACAAUAGUGGGGUGAUAUUAAGUACCUGGGUGUUCUUCUGUUCAACAAACAUGCUGACAAUUUGUUCGAGGCAUUCCUUUGCGUUAAUGCUUGACGUCUCCUUGAACAACGUCUCUGCCACCUCUGGUGAGUCGUGUAAAGAAAGACGCUUAUUGUUCUCUCUGGUCUGCUACUUUCUGUGCGUUGUGGGACAAUGAAGAUGAGCGGGUGACAGCCAGUGAUUUUCCCUCUUUUUUUUAACCAUUUGGUUCGUUUAGCUGAAGUCCCAUGUGAACGCUAACCGGACCAAAUGCAAAAUGCAACAAUGUAAACAUUUGGUCCCUGGCCCAAACCUUCUAAGGGGAUUUUGGAUGUGAAAGGCCCCUAAGAUAAGGAUUAAGUUUCAAGAACAAACACACAAAUAUACAAAGGGCAAGGGGAAGAUCUAAAGAGCAGCCAGCUGUCAGGAGUAAUAAGAGGAACUUGAAGCAUCUUGUUGUGUUACACACGAUAAUGUAUUUUCCAAAAUAACUGAAUACUCAGACUUUAAGCACAUCAGCACACAUUUAUUCUUAUAAUAAAUAACUUUUAUCUCAAAAUAUCAACAUUUUUUUUUUUGUUGUGCUCCAUGUGUAAUUUCCAUAUGUAGCACAAUGUUAAAGUGUGGAGGUAGGUCUUGCCAUGAAAGUUGGAAUGCAGAUCUAAAUAUUGUGUUUGCUGUGAAGAGAGUGCAUUGUGCCCUUCAAUUUGAUGCAUACUGGAGGCAAAUUAGAAUUUAUAUGAUAACCAGUGUGUGUGUGUGUGUGUGUACUUAGUUCCUCUGUGAGUCUCUUAAACUCUCUCCUCUCCUCAGAUUGACCUCCAGAAGAUGCCCCUUGGAAAGCUGAGUAAAAGGCAGAUCCAAAGCGCAUAUGCUCUUCUCACUGAAGUACAGCAGGUCAGUCACCUACAAUCCUUCCUCCUGACUCAUGAGUGGCUUUCUUGAAAGACUCUGGCAGUUCACAUAAACAUACUCUCCACCAUCACUUUCUUCCUUUCAAUUUGGUAAUCAUAGAGUGAUACAGCUCUUCUAAACAUGUUGGUGGAUCAGAUAUUAGCCACAUCACUUUUCCUCUGUGUCUGAAUAACUCUGACUCCCCUUUUAUCACAGGCUGUAUCAGAUUGUUUACCCGAGGCUCAGAUUCUCGAUCUCUCCAACCGCUUCUACACUCUGAUACCUCACGACUUCGGCAUGAAGAAACCCCCACUGCUCAGCAACCUGGACUAUAUUCAAGUAAGAAUACCUUAUACCAUAUUUUCUAGUUUUCUAUUGUUGAAUGAAUUGUCUUCAACAUCUACAAACAUUUCUGCUCAGGCUAAAGUGCAGAUGUUGGACAACCUGCUGGAUAUUGAAGUGGCAUACAGCCUGCUGAGAGGAGGGGCUCAGGACAAUGACAACGACCCCAUCGACAUCAACUAUGAGAAACUCAAAACCAAGAUUGAGGUAUGGGGUGUCUCUCUGUGUUUCCAUAGUGUUUCCAUGGAAUAAUUUCUCCCUUUUCGCUCCAAAAUGCUUUAUAUUUGUUUUUCAACAGGUUGUUGACAAGACUACUGAUGAGGCUAAGAUCAUUAUGCAAUAUGUUAAGAACACCCACGCUGCUACGCACAACACUUACACACUGGAAGUGCAAGAAGUGAGUCCUCUUCUUUGUUAAAAAUGUUAUCAUAAGACAGCUCACGUGUCCCCGGUACUGAGCAAGAAUCGCCUUCUCACCUGGUCAUAUGGUUUCUCUCCUCCUUUAGAUCUUCAAAAUUGUUCGAGAGGGAGAGCAUCAACGUUAUCGUCCCUUCGAAGAGCUACACAAUCGCCAGCUGCUGUGGCACGGCUCUCGUACCACUAACUACGCUGGUAUUUUGUCUCAGGGUCUCCGCAUUGCUCCUCCAGAAGCCCCAGUGGUGAGUAUAAAUGUUUUGAUGAAUUUAAGUUGUAAGACCUUCAAUCUCUCAAAGACUGUAUCUUCUGUGAUUUCUGUAGAUCUGUUUUUAUCUGUUGGUGAUUCUACUGCUGUUUUACCUCUUUUUCUAGACUGGUUACAUGUUCGGCAAAGGUGUGUACUUUGCAGACAUGGUGUCCAAGAGUGCAAACUACUGUCACACCUCCCAGUCAGACCCUGUCGGACUCCUGCUGCUGGCUGAGGUUGCUCUUGGCAACAUGUGAGUGACAAUUUUUGUUUUUGAUAUCAAAAGACAGUUCAACCACCUUUACUUGUGCCCAAGAAAUAAGUGAAGAUAAUGUUUGUUUGACCUUUUUUUCUGUAGGCAUGAACUGAAGAAAGCCUCCCACAUUACUAAACUACCCAAGGGCAAGCACAGUGUUAAAGGUGAGAAGAGGUUCUCUGAUUUUAUAAUGAGGACUUAAAAAGAAGUUGAAUUGGAGUACCAGUUUAGCUCAGGAGUUAGCUCAUAUGUACAUCGUUUGUCGAAGACAGGAGGAACAUGGAAUACUGCUUUAAAAUCAUAAACAGACCGCCCACUUUGAUGUCUGUAGACCCUGAGUAGAUGUUUGUUUUUGGGUCCUGCAUCAGACUUGUUUAUUCUCUUGUUCAUCAAUGUUUCUUUCCUUUCAGGUUUGGGUAGGACUGCUCCUGAUCCUGGUGCCACAUACAAUCUAGAAGGCGUGCAAGUGCCUCUGGGCAAAGGAGUCCACACUAACAUAGAUGACACGAGUCUGCUAUACAACGAGUAUCCUUUAAUGCUGAUGACUCUGCAGCAUAUAUGUUUCGUCUUAAAAUUGAUAACUUCACAGGCUGUUAAAAACAUCAAGCACUUAGCAUACUGUUUCUAGAAUGCAUACUCUUUUGCAAAGCUCAGAAGGCAGGACAUUUUUACUACAAAAAUAUUGAUACUGUCCUUUAGAUCAUAUGUUUCUAUAUUUCAUUUCUGCACUUGAAAAAAUUUGAAUUCCUAAUUAGGCCUGUUCUUGGUGUUAUCCAUUUCGUGUCUGUCUUCUUUAACCACUUCUUCUCCAGAUACAUUGUGUAUGAUGUAGCCCAGAUCAACAUGAAGUAUCUCCUGAAGAUCAAAUUUAACUACCAAACAUCCCUGUGGUGA
Xyrichtys novacula (pearly razorfish) is the source of this 12830-nucleotide messenger RNA. The record is from the annotation of a GenBank genome assembly. Lineage: Eukaryota; Metazoa; Chordata; Actinopteri; Labriformes; Labridae.